AUGGCAUAUAUCGCUAUUAUCGAGACAGCGAUUUAUUUGCUGUUGAUCAUCUACGGCGCUAAAACCUCUGAAUAUAGCAACAACUACAACAGCUCAUACCUCACUGCGACCCUUACACAACUGCAAACAGUUAAACCCUGGCAUAUCAUCGCUACCAUCGGAGCUGUACUGGGCUAUGCAUUGAGGAAAUGGUCCUUUAUAACUCUAAACGAGUUCUUCACCUUUCAACUAACCAUUCGACCAGGACACAAGUUGAUCACCCAUGGGCCCUACAAGUAUCUUCGUCAUCCAUCAUAUACAGGCGGAAUCAUCAAUGGCAUUUGCUUUUGUUUGCUCAUCUUCCACAAGGGUCUUUGGAGUGUCAUGUUUGCUUUUAUCUUGGAUCAAAUCAAGUCUUCCUGGCUGAAUACCACCACAUUUGGAACCCGUAUUUUGUACUUGUCGUCAUCAUUGCUUAGAGGAGAAUGGCUUGUAACUUUAAUUACCAUUGUUAUGGUUAGGGCCAUAUUAGAACGCAUUGCCAAUGAGGAGAAAAUGAUGAAAAAUCAUUUUGGCAAAGAGUGGUACACAUAUGCUAACAAGCGUUGGAGCUUGGUUCCAUUCGUCUAUUGA
Messenger RNA from Lobosporangium transversale, 612 nucleotides. RefSeq names its product Isoprenylcysteine carboxyl methyltransferase family-domain-containing protein. NCBI's taxonomy places the organism in Eukaryota, Fungi, Mortierellomycota, Mortierellomycetes, Mortierellales, Mortierellaceae. Gene Ontology annotation, molecular function: protein C-terminal S-isoprenylcysteine carboxyl O-methyltransferase activity. Gene Ontology annotation, biological process: C-terminal protein methylation. Bases 1 to 612 code for a protein of 203 amino acids. The transcript is spliced from 2 exons. Gene Ontology annotation, cellular component: membrane. The record is from RefSeq and is a predicted model, not a curated record.